Nymphaea colorata (pocket water lily) is the source of this 597-nucleotide messenger RNA. Its product is annotated as rapid alkalinization factor-like. Lineage: Eukaryota; Viridiplantae; Streptophyta; Magnoliopsida; Nymphaeales; Nymphaeaceae. Bases 64 to 429 code for a protein of 121 amino acids. The transcript has a single exon. The record is from RefSeq and is a predicted model, not a curated record.
CUCCUCGCCCCCUGCCCUAGAUCUCCCGGAGAGAGAGAGAGAGAGUGAGAGAGAGCAGUGGCGAUGGCGAUCGGCAGACUUACAUUCUUGUUGGCGGUCAUGAUGGUCGUCGUCUCGGCGAUGGUGGCGACGGCCGGCGCCGGCUUGCUAAGCGGAGAGGGAGGGCUGGGCUGGAUCGCGGCAAGGCCGGCGUGCGACGGUCCGAUGGGAGAGUGCUUCGGCGCCGAGGAAGACGAGAUGGCCAUGGACUCGGAGACCAACCGCCGGAUCCUGCAGGCGAACGGGCAGUACAUCAGCUACGGCGCGCUGAGCAGGGGCAGCAUCCCCUGCUCCCGCCGCGGCGCUUCCUACUACAACUGCCGCCCCGGCGCCCAGGCGAACCCCUACACCCGCUCCUGCAACCAGAUCACUCGAUGCGCUCGCGGUUGAGCCCCUCCCAAAUUACUGCCUAUCCUUUUGCUCCCCCCUUCCCUGAAGAACAAAGGAACUCCUCCUCCUUCCUGCCCUCCCUCUUCUGUGUUUAUUUCUGUCUUUGAUCGUGAUUCUUGGGUGUACACAUCCUUAUUAUUAUUAAUUUACAUCGCUUGUUACUCCUUA